GGAUUGGAGAAGUAUGUCAUGACAAAGUUAUUUACACAUGUAUUUGCUUCACUUCCAGAUGAUGUGAAAGUUGAUGACCAACUUCAUGAAAAAAUGGUUUUGAUUCAACAAUUUAUUCGGCCAGAGAACCUAGAUAUUAUGCCAACAUAUCAAAAUGAGACAUCAUGGUUGCUUGCACAGAAAGAGCUACAGAAGAUUAAUAUGUACAAGGCGCCAAGAGACAAACUUGUCUGUAUUCUCAAUUGUUGCAAGGUCAUAAAUAAUCUACUGCUCAAUGCUUCCGUUGCUUCGAAUCAGAACCCUCCGGGAGCUGAUGAAUUUCUUCCUGUUCUGAUUUAUGUAACAAUAAAGGUAAUUUGCAUGCCGUAUUCUUAG
This is a messenger RNA of Ilex paraguariensis (yerba mate), 375 nucleotides long. NCBI's taxonomy places the organism in Eukaryota, Viridiplantae, Streptophyta, Magnoliopsida, Aquifoliales, Aquifoliaceae. The record is from the annotation of a GenBank genome assembly.